Molecule: messenger RNA, 1263 nt
Organism: Cloeon dipterum
Lineage: Eukaryota; Metazoa; Arthropoda; Insecta; Ephemeroptera; Baetidae
Product: histone H1-III-like
Exons: 1
Coding region: 13-657 (214 amino acids)
Biological process (GO): negative regulation of DNA recombination; chromosome condensation; nucleosome assembly
Cellular component (GO): nucleus; nucleosome
Molecular function (GO): structural constituent of chromatin; nucleosomal DNA binding; double-stranded DNA binding
Source: RefSeq, a predicted model, not a curated record
UUCAAAACCGCCAUGGCCGACACCGCUGUACCCGCCGCCACUCCCGCUCCUGCGAGCCCCACCAAGGCUAAAAAGCCAAAGGCCCCAAAGGCCGCUGGCGCCAAGAAGGUUGUUCCCGCGCACCCUCCGACGGCCCAGAUGGUCAACGCAGCCAUCAAGAACCUGAAAGAACGUGGAGGUUCCUCUCUGCAGGCGAUCAAGAAGUAUAUUGCUGCUACUUACAAGAUCGACGCCGAGAAGCUCGCACCCUUCAUCCGUAAGUACCUGAAGUCUGCCGUCACCGACGGAAAGUUGGUGCAGACCAAGGGUAAGGGUGCAUCCGGCUCCUUCAAGUUGAGCGCCACCGCCGCCGCCCCUCAGAAGGAGAAGGUGGUCAAGCCCAAGAAGCCUGUAAGCGAGAAGAAAGUCAAAAAAGAAGUUGCCAAGCCAAAGAAAGCCACUGGAGUGAAGAAAGUCGCCAAGCCCAAGAAGGCCGUGGCCGAGAAGAAGGUCGCAAAGAAGCCCGCUGCCUUGAAGAAGACGAAGUCGCCAAAGAAGGAAAAGAAGCCGAAGGCCGCCGCCGCCAAGCCCAAGACCCCUAAGGCUAAGAAGGUCGCUGCCAAGAAGCCCGCCGCGAAGAAGGCUGCCCCUAAGAAGGCUGCCGCCAAAAAGGCCUAAGUCUACAACUUCAUCUUCUGGGUUUCACCCAACCAGCCCUUUUCAGGGCUACCAAAUCUUUUUGUGUAAAGCCCGAAAGCAAUUCAAAAACUCAUUUUUAAUAGUUCAUUCCACUCAGUCUCAUUCCUUGGGUGGUUACGGUAUGUAGGUGCUCAUUUUUAAGUUCCUCUGUGAUUAAUCGCUCUAACUCGUUCCUUUCCAGGCAUCUAUGCUAUACCUUAAAGGUAUGAAAUCCUUUAAUCAAAUAAACACAUGAAAAGGUAAUUGAAUUUAAGCAAGGAUUCUCCGCUUUUAAUGGGAAAUAUGCUCCUCGAAAAAUAUUCGACGCUGAUUGGCUGCCCCAGUAUAGCAAAUUGCGCGGGAACUGCUGGCAUGUUCUGCAACUAAUUGCAAAAUGAUUAGUUCUGAAUUUCCUCACUAAUAAUGGUAAAUCAAGCAGGGAGUCACGGUCCUCUUAAUUUCUAAGAAUUUUGUCACAAUUCACGCUCCAUGAUUGGUCGAUUUAGCUGCACACUCACAUAGAGCGUCCGUGAGCAAGCUAAGACGUUCAGCAUGCACUGGCAGGUGGCAGGUCGAAAGCUUUUUCAGCCAAUCAGAGGACGUCUA